This is a messenger RNA of Lampris incognitus (smalleye Pacific opah), 1872 nucleotides long. It is a transcript of the gene pstpip1a, whose product is annotated as proline-serine-threonine phosphatase interacting protein 1a. Gene Ontology annotation, cellular component: plasma membrane; cytoplasm; actin filament. The record is from RefSeq and is a predicted model, not a curated record. Gene Ontology annotation, molecular function: actin filament binding. The coding region runs from base 166 to 1401 and encodes 411 amino acids. Lineage: Eukaryota; Metazoa; Chordata; Actinopteri; Lampriformes; Lampridae. Gene Ontology annotation, biological process: actin filament polymerization. The transcript is spliced from 16 exons.
UCUUCAUCUCAUCAAAGAAAUGGAUCACGAUGGUGACGGGCAAAUCUCAGUAGCUGAGGUUUUGAGAAAUCAAGACACAUUCAUGAACAGUGAAGUGACGGACUAUGGACCAACUACCAGCUUGCUUAACAGCGGUGCUCCGUAAAGAGAAGUGGACUGUUAAAUAUGACUUUACAAUUCAAAGAUGCCUUUUGGGGGCUGGAUUUUAUCAGCAACAUAGGGUAUGAGACCAUAGUCCAAAGACUCAGUGAUGGCCGACGGACCUGCAAGGACAUGGAAGAACUCUUGAAAAUGAGGGCAUCAGCAGAGGAAAAAUAUGGCAAGGAACUGGUCACAAUUGCACGCAAGGCGGGUGGUCUCUAUGAGAUCAGCACUUUAAGAGCGUCCUUUGAGGGAGUGAGAACACAGAUGGAGAACAUUGGGAACCUGCAUGUCCAGCUCUCUGGGCUGCUGAAAGAGGAGCUGAAGAGGAUGGAGCUGUUUAGAGAGCGGCAGAAGGAACAGAGGAAAAGGUGUGAAGUACUCAUGGAGAAGGUGCAGAAGACAAAAGUCACUCUGUAUAAGAAGACAGUAGAGUCCAGACGCGUCUAUGAGCAGCGUUGCAGGGAGGCGGAUGAGGCAGAGCAGUCUGCAGAAAAGCUGAGCAGCACCGCCACAGCCACACCCAAACAGACCGAGAAGUUGCAAAACAAAUCUAAACAGUGCAGAGAGGCUGCAGUAGAAGCCGAAAAGCAGUAUUCGUUGAACGUUGAGCAGCUCGACAAGAUUCGUCAAGAAUGGGAAUCCACACAUGAGAGCACAUGCGAGGCAUUUCAGCAGCAGGAGGAAGACCGCAUCGACAUCCUAAGGAAUGCCCUAUGGGUUCACUGCAACCAGUUCUCAAUGCAGUGUGUCAAAGACGACGAGUGUUAUGAGGACGUGAGGAAAAUGCUGGAAAACUGCGACAUCGUUGUAGACAACAACUGCUUUGUAGAGAUGAAACGCACAGGCUCAAGUCCUCCAGCGGCCAUUGAAUUCCAGGAUUACUACAAGCGAGAGGCCCCAUCGGACAGUAAUGGCAGUGCUGGUUUUGUGGGUGGAGUCAUGAAAAGGUUUUCAAAUCUGCUGCAGGGGAGCAAUUUGAGCAGCUCUAAAACAAGUGAGCCAGUAGCACAACCCAAUGUUGAGACAUCAGAUGGAGUUUAUGCCUCCAUUCAUGGAUUUCAUGGGGAGCCAACUCUUCAGCAGAGUGCUGUGGGGUACAAGGCUAUAUAUGACUAUGUGGCCCAGAGCGGGGAUGAGCUUUCUGUGUCUGCUGGGGACGUUGUGGUGGUCUUAGACCAGGGUGAAGAUGGUUGGUGGACUGUGGGGAGAAACGGUCAAUCUGGACUUGUUCCAGGCUCUUACCUUGGCAAAGAAUGAGCCUUCUUAUCAAGUGUGGGACUAGCACUGCUUUCUUAAUGUUGUGCGUAAAUGUAAUAUCCCUCCACAUUUCCUUACACUGUAAUUUUUAAUAUGGAGUUUCUUGUAGUAUUCACUAUGUACUGCAUAGUAUGUUGAGCAAUGGGUUAUUUAUUGGUUUGGUUUUCAACAACAAAUACAGAUACAAAAUUAAAAAAAAAAAAAUUAACCACCUCUCAUGGUCACGAAACCAAAGCUUAUUUACAAUCCCUAGUCUUGAAUAGCUAUGAAUUUACAGUUCCAACUAUAUGGAGGGUUUUUUUUUCUCAAGUUGGAUUGUUUGUAUACUCUGUGUUUAUUUUAAGUUUUAUUAAAAAAUACAACCAUCUUGAAAAAGUUUUUUUAGCCUGAUUUUCUUCUGUGGUUAACUGGUAAUAUACACCGAUCAGCCAAAACAUUAAAAACACCUGCCUAAUAUUGUGAAGGUCCCCC